Molecule: messenger RNA, 2080 nt
Organism: Betta splendens (Siamese fighting fish)
Lineage: Eukaryota; Metazoa; Chordata; Actinopteri; Anabantiformes; Osphronemidae
Gene: tbxas1
Product: thromboxane A synthase 1 (platelet)
Exons: 14
Coding region: 149-1828 (559 amino acids)
Molecular function (GO): iron ion binding; heme binding; steroid hydroxylase activity
Source: RefSeq, a predicted model, not a curated record
GUCGCUCUUUCACCUCAGGUCUUUCGCGUCGCGAUACAAUGAGCCGAAGAAGUCCUACUACGUCAAUAUUGACAUAACGUCACCUAGGACGCUUCGAGUUACCUUGAUUUCAUGCUGCUAGUGGAGACCUGACAGAUGUGUUGCCACCAUGGAGGCUCCAGUUAACUUCCUAAACGCCUGCAUUGAGUCCAGUGGACUGUCUGUGUCUCUCAGCCUUUUCCUCAUCUUUCUGGCUCUUUUGUACUGGUAUUCAGUUUACCCCUUUUCUGUCCUUUCACGAUGUGGCAUCAAACAUCCAAAGCCUGUACCUUUCUUUGGUAACAUGUUCAGGUUUCACCAGGGUUUUCUCAACCCAAUCAGUGAUCUCAUAAAAACACAUGGGCGAGUUUGUGGGUACUAUUUGGGCCGGAGACCAGUGGUGGUGGUGGCAGACCCUGACAUGCUCAGACAAGUGUUGGUGAGAGACUUCAGCAGCUUUUCAAACCGAAUGACUCUGCGCUUUGCUACCAAACCCAUGACCGACUGUCUGCUAAUGCUGAGGAAUGAACGCUGGAAGAGGGUGCGGAGCAUCCUGACCCCGUCAUUCAGUGCUGCCAAGAUGAAAGAGAUGGUCCCACUCAUCAACACAGCCACAGAUGCCCUGAUGAAGAACUUGAAUGUGUAUGCUGAGUCAGGAGAGGCCUUUGACAUCCACAAGUGUUUUGGCUGCUUCACCAUGGAUGUAAUCGCCAGUGUGGCCUUUGCAACUCAGGUGGACUCUCAGAACAACCCACAUGACCCGUUUGUCCACCACGCUCAGAUGUUCUUCUCCUUUUCUAUGUUCAGACCCAUCAUGCUGUUUUUCAUUGCUUUUCCUUCCAUCAUGGCUCCUCUGGCGGGACUCAUCCCUAACAAAAGGCGAGACCAGAUGAAUCAGUUCUUCAUUAGCAGCAUUCAGAAAAUUAUCAAGCAGAGAGAGGAGCAGCCUCCUGAACAGAGACGUAGAGACUUCCUUCAGCUGAUGUUGGACGCUCGAAGCAGCAAGGAGCCUGCGUCUUCAGAACACUUUGACACAGCGAACCGUGACAACGAGCUGGAGCACCUGAACCAGCCCACCCAGCCACAGGCUUCAGAACACUGCCACCGUCAGCCACAGGAGCCACACACCAGGCGUCUACAGAAAAAGACUAUGAGUGAGGAUGAAGUUGUGGGUCAGGCUUUUGUCUUUCUGCUGGCUGGCUACGAAACCAGCAGCAACACUUUGGCAUUUACUUGCUACCUCCUGGCCAUUAACCCUGAAUGUCAGUGUAAAUUACAGGAAGAGGUGGAUGAUUUCUUCACCACACAUGAGUCACCCGAUUAUACAAAUGUCCAGGAGCUAAAGUAUUUAGAAAUGGUUAUAUGUGAAGCGCUGCGUCUCUAUCCUCCUGGAUUCAGGUUUGCCCGAGACAUCGAGCAUGACUGUGUGGUGAAUGGCCAGCUCCUCCCUAAAGGGGCGACGUUGGAGAUUCCAGCAGGUUUCCUCCAUUAUGACCCAGAGUACUGGCCAGAGCCCGAGAAGUUUAUUCCUGAGAGAUUUACACCAGAGGCCAAGGCCAGUCGACAUCAGUUCGUGUACCUGCCGUUUGGGGCAGGCCCCCGUAACUGUGUUGGAAUGAGGCUGGCUCAGCUGGAAAUUAAAAUGGCUCUAGUCCAUCUGUUACGCAGGUUCAAUGUUGUGGCCUGUUCUGAGACAAAGGUUCCUCUUGAAUUAAAGUCAUCGAGCACUUUAGGACCUAAAAAUGGGAUAUUUGUCAGAAUUACAAGAAGAGUCCUGGGAGGAGUUAAUAUGUCUUCACCAGCCAUGUAAGACAAGAAAUGGAAACCUCCAUCUCACUUUUUAAAUAUUCUUGCCGCAUAUAACUACUCCUACUACUACUACUAGUAGUAAAAACAUUUGGUGAUAAUGAAUAACUUUUAAUGAUGUGCUGUUCUGAGAAGCUUAUAAGUAAAAUGGAGUUAAAAUGAUUCAACAACGGAUUAUUAUGUUUCUGUGAAACAGUAUGUACCUUAUAUUCUAGUAAUAAAAAGAUCAUGAAUAAAUAUUGCUGAAGAUUAAAAA